AUGACCAUCACUGAAUCAUCACCAACACAACAAUCAUCAUUCUCGACACAAGUAACACAACCCAAGGAGUCAGAAACAGAAAAACAAGAAGAGACAGAUUGUUUGGAUACAUGCAUGGCAUCUCCUCUGUCGUGCUUGUGGAUCCACGAUCUCGGAGACAAGCUGCAUCCUGUUGUUUCAGUAAUUCUCUAUACUUUGCUUUGCCCUGUCACAAUGCCUUGUUUGUGCACAGUAGGUGCACUUGUGCUGUGUAAGACAUGUGUAUCGCUCGAGGAUGACGAGUUUGAAAACAGAGAAUCGGAUGCAGAAACCAAUAAAGGAGAACAACGAGUAAAAUCGCCUCAGCCAUAA
This is a messenger RNA of Naegleria fowleri, 351 nucleotides long. RefSeq lists its product as uncharacterized. The transcript has a single exon. The record is from RefSeq and is a predicted model, not a curated record. Bases 1 to 351 code for a protein of 116 amino acids. Lineage: Eukaryota; Heterolobosea; Eutetramitea; Acrasida; Naegleriidae.